Labrus bergylta (ballan wrasse) is the source of this 3301-nucleotide messenger RNA. NCBI's taxonomy places the organism in Eukaryota, Metazoa, Chordata, Actinopteri, Labriformes, Labridae. The record is from RefSeq and is a predicted model, not a curated record.
AGACCCAACCAGCGGAGGGGAGGACACAGCCGGAACAACUUUCAGGCUCCGAGACGGGAUCGCGUCCAGCAGAGAGAGGGGAACCGGGAGAUGUUCACAACUAAAAGACGCCUGUUGAAGAUGAUAGUGUCCACUCCACAGUCCCUGGAAUCAGCUGUAACUAAAAGCUUCAAGGAUUUUGUGAUAGCACAAAACCCAUCUCUUGAAAUUCUAAACAAGUCUGUGAUCCGCUCAGAGUUAGUCAGAGUCUACAAUGAAAAACGAAACGAGCUGCAAUCCACCUUGGCGUCUGCUGAUGACAUUGUGCUGACAUGUGAGUCGUGGUCUCACAGGGCUGAAGACUCCCUCCUGAUGGUCGGCUGCCAUUUUGUGGACAGCCUUGGGAAACUCAAAUCCUACCUGCUUGAAACUAAAGGCCUCUCUGGAGACGAGUCUGCAGCCAUUCAAAAGCAGCUCUCUGCUGUCAUGGAGGCUUGGGGCCUGGAAGGAAAGGUCCACUGUGUUGUCAGAGCCGGCCUACCACAACUGAAAGGAGUCAAAUGGAUGGGCAUGCCUUGCUUUGCAAACGAACUGAAUGUGAUGUUUAAGGAUCUGACGAGUCAUGAUGAGCUGUCCGAUGUCUUUAGAAAGUGUCGGGACAUCGUCAGAUUCUUUAAGUUUGAUUCUGAAGCAGAGGAGAUGCUCAGAGAGAUUCAAAAGAAGAUGGAGAUGGAACAAGUCGAGCUGAUCCUGCCCUGCGGGGACAGAUGGCUUCUCUGGUUAGACAUGCUUGAAGGACUGAUUCUGCAGCACGAGGUGAUGGUGAUGGUUUUAGUCCAGAAAAAGAAGAAAAAUUUAAUUCUUGAUGAAACUGAAUCCGAGAAAAUCCAGAACAUCAUAUCGGCUCUGAAACCCCUGAAGAAAGUCACAUCCAUGAUGAAAGGGGAGGGAUUCCAGUCCAUUUCAGUAAUGCUGCCGCUGCUGAAGACGAUCAUGGAUGAUCUUGGAGAAGAAGUAAAGAAAGGGAACAAUGUUGCUAAAAUAUUUCAUUCAAAAUGCAAGAAGAACUUUGGAGACAUCAACAAGCACCGAUUGGCUCUCAUGACAUUCCUCGACCCGAGAUACAAAGACAAGCUUGGGGAGCAAAACAAAAAAAAUGCGAUAAAAGAGCUAAAGCAGGAGCUCACGGCAGCCCGAACAUCCUGUUCUGCUGCUCAACUGGAAGCCCUCCUGGAGAAGUACAUCAACUACAAACCUACUUCAGAGGAUUCCAACCCUUUUGCCUGGUGGAGGAACACAGGAAAGACCAAAUUUGAUGAAUUAAGCAGGCUUGCUCUGAAGAAACUUGGGAUCGUCUCCACAGCUGUGCCCUUAGAGAGAGCCUUCUCCUCACUAGGUGUUCAGUUCUGCAACAACAGGAGCUCCAUCGAGCCAGAAAACCUCAACAUGAUCCUGUUCCUCCACAGCAACUGGCCCAACAUAUAGAUAGUCUACCAAGCUUUUUGAGCUGAUAAGAUCGAGAUAAGAAAGUAAGAAAUUGGUCUCAGGCUCUUCACCCAUGCUGUAGCCAUAAAAGAACAACAAUCAACAUUAUUCACAUAAAACAAUAAAUAAUGUCCACAAAAAAUAAGAAUAUAACUAACAUCAGGUUCCUAAAAUACCAUUGCAAAAAUGUAAAGACACAUUAUCGUCCAGUGCCUAUCCAGUCUUAUUUGCCACUAUUUAACUGCUUUAUAAACCUGCUCUGAGCUCGUUUUAACCUCUGCGCUGAUUUGAGUCCCUAAUGGCUCUGCCCUCGUUUUAAGGGCCUUUCAGAUAGCUGGGCUCUGCGCACCGCUGCCAAGCCCAUGCAUUGUCUAUUGUGUUGCUCUGCGCAAGAGCAUAUCUCCUUGCCACCGAGUUGAUUGCAGCACAGCGUCCCGCUUGUCACUCUUGCGUGCUUGGCGAAAGUUAAAACAUUUUCUAUUUGCUCGGUGACGUCACCUCCGCUCAUCCAAUAGGAGAAUAACUCAGAUCACAACAAACGUGUCUCACUUUCCUGAGCUCUAGUUUAAACACCUACCGGGACAUCGGCAAGAAAGGGUGUACCAGGUGUGUUUAAAACAGAGCAGUAAUGUGUGUCAUACUCGUAAACAGGUCGUUAUAGAGCUGCAGCUCCUGAACGACCUGAAACUCUCCCACAUCCUGUUGAUUUCAUCAUCAUCUUUGCUGCCUGUCUCCCCCUCCGCAGCAGAAGAAAAGUCGGGGCUUUUUUCUCACUAGUGGACACAUAGAUCUACAAAUUGCUGUGGCAGAAGCUAUUCUCUCGAGCUAUUUUCUCAACUAUUAUUUUCUCCUAGCAACAUGCGCUGUUGGAUUUUGCUCGUAUGCGCUCUCCACAUUUGCGCUGCGCUCAUUUUAGUCCUUGAUUGGGCUGCACUUAUUAAGUCCCCAAUAACUUUGCACUCAAUUAGUCCCUGAUCGUUCUGAUCAGUUAAUUGUUUUCCUUUUUGUACAAAUAAAGAUCAAGAAUCUCAAAUACUUUUAAAAUAGUAUAUUCAUCCAGACAUAUAUAAAGGUGGUUCUUGCAGACUUUAAUAUAAUUGGUCUGAGUGCUGUUCUCUAUGAGGUAAUGUUUAACAGUUUAUGUGUUUAUCUAAGAAACAAAGAGUGUAUGUGUGCAUUUUUCAUAUUUACAACUGAAACUGAUUUGACUUUUUGCCUUUGGUGACUUUAUUUCAAUGUAAAUCCAAAGAUAAGUUGGUAUUUUGUCCAUGACCUCGUUUAAAAAAUCUCCUUCUGUCUUUUGUUUUUGUUUUAUAAAAUCACGAGAAUAUCUUUGUUACAUGUUUUUGCAUUAUCCUUUUUUUUUUUUUAAAUCUUCUUUCAUUUUGUCUGUAAGUGCCUUAAUCGAUAUUAACUGUUAUAAGAAAUUAAUAUUCUCAGGUUCUGUUGUUCUUAUAAGAGCAGAUUUUAUGUCACCAAACAGCAAAGACCUUCAAGUUAAACACUCCUGAAAAGAGAAGCCAUGAGAGUGCUGUAGUUACAGACGGUGAACACCAGAGGGCAGCAGAGGGAAGGAAGAAACGGAGCAGCUGGACAUGGAUGUUUGCAUUUCCUCAUCAAUAAUCAAAGCAGGAUCUGAAACCUGAUCUGAGAAACAAUAACCAUGGAAACAGCAGCCAGAGGAGGAGGAGCUUAAAGACGAGAUUUUAAAUGUUUAAAGUCAAUAAGAAAAGUUUGAUAAACUUAUAAUCAGCAAAAAUAAUCAAGAAAUGUUUUUAAUGUUUUGUGAAAAUGAUUAUCAUUGCAAUAAAAGUUGCCCGGUUUGUGUGUCUUUAAA